GGGAAGCCUAGCCGAAAGGGAGGGGUGGGGGUGCGAGGCUGCUGCAGCCGUUGCAGCCGCUGCGUCAGGCCAGGUGUGCUGGAGUGGGAAGCUGAAGGGCUAGUGUAGCUGCUGACUCUGCGGGCGCGAUGCAGGCCGAGAAGCUGAAGCAUCGCCCUUUCUGCUUUAGCGUGAAAGGCCACGUGAAGAUACUGCGGCUGGCAGUCACUGUUACAUCUAUGACCUUUUUUAUCAUCUCACAAGCCCCCGAACCAUACAUUGUUAUCACUGGAUUCGAAGUCACUGUGAUGUUCUUUUUCAUACUUUUAUACAUGCUCAGACUUGAUCGGUUAAUGGACUGUAUGUUUUGGCCUUUGCUUGAUAUCAUCAACUCAUUAGUGACAGCAAUAUUCAUGAUGAUCAUAUCGGUGUUGGCACUGUUACCAGAAACCACAACAUACAUACUCCUUGGAGGGGUGUUCGGACUCCUGACCGUGGUGUGCUCCAUUGCCGACGCGGUUCUUAUUUACAGGAAGCUUCUAUUUAAUCCAAGUGGUCCUUAUCAGAAAAAAGCAGUUCAUGAAAAAAUAUAAGUUUUGUACUUUCAUAUUCCUUUUUCAUAUUAAACCCAUCUCUUUGUUCUCCCACGUGGC
Molecule: messenger RNA, 632 nt
Organism: Phyllostomus discolor (pale spear-nosed bat)
Lineage: Eukaryota; Metazoa; Chordata; Mammalia; Chiroptera; Phyllostomidae
Product: chemokine-like factor
Exons: 4
Coding region: 129-572 (147 amino acids)
Cellular component (GO): membrane
Source: RefSeq, a predicted model, not a curated record